Messenger RNA from Carlito syrichta (Philippine tarsier), 6192 nucleotides. It is a transcript of the gene TANC2, whose product is annotated as tetratricopeptide repeat, ankyrin repeat and coiled-coil containing 2. The transcript has 27 exons. Gene Ontology annotation, cellular component: dendritic spine. The coding region runs from base 1 to 5172 and encodes 1723 amino acids. NCBI's taxonomy places the organism in Eukaryota, Metazoa, Chordata, Mammalia, Primates, Tarsiidae. Gene Ontology annotation, molecular function: protein binding. Gene Ontology annotation, biological process: regulation of dendritic spine morphogenesis. The record is from RefSeq and is a predicted model, not a curated record.
AUGUUUCGGAAUAGUCUUAAGAUGCUUCUUACUGGUGGGAAGUCAAGUCGUAAAAACAGAUCAAGUGAUGGAGGGAGCGAGGAACCACCGGAUCGAAGACAGUCAAGUGUAGACUCUCGCCAAAGCCGCUCUGGGCAAGGUGGCAUCUCCGCAGAAAGCGACGGUGCUUUUGGGCCCGACUGCGCUAUCCCACCACUUCCCGUGAGUGAAGGUAUGCAGCACAUUCGGAUGAUGGAGGGCGUGUCGCGCUCUCUUCCAUCCUCCCCCCUCCUCACACACCAGUCUGUCAGUGUUCGGCUCCAGCCUGUGAAGAAGUUGACUGCCCCUCUGAGGAAGGCAAAGUAUGUUGAGAGCCCACGAAUUCCAGAAUCCGAGCUUGGCUCACCAACCCUCGCUUCAGCUCAGAAACUGGACGUGGAUGCAUACUGCCCCGGUGAUGCUGAACAGGAGCUUGGCCCCCCUCCAUCUGUAGACGAGGCAGCAAACACACUCAUGACUCGCCUGGGUUUCCUCCUUGGAGAGAAGGUCACAGAAGCUCAGCCAGGCGACCAGUACAGCAUGGACGUGCAGGAUGAGAGUCAGGCCUCUGCAGCCAGCCAGCGCAUCAGCCCCUGCUCCACCCUGACGAGCAGCACCGCCUCUCCGCCAGCCGGGAGCCCCUGCUCUACCCUCCCACCCCCCGGCACGAAAGCCACUGCCAAGGACUGCAGCUACGGGGCUGUCACCAGUCCAACCUCCACCCUCGAAAGCAGAGACAGUGGCAUCAUUGCUACAUUGACAAGCUAUUCUGAAAACAUGGAACGCUCAAAAUAUGUUGGGGAAAGCAGUAAAGAAUUGGGAUCUGGAGGAAACCUAAAGCCUUGGCAGUCUCAAAAAUCCAGCAUGGACUCCUGUUUGUAUCGAGUAGAUGAAAACCUGACUGCCUCCACCUAUAGCCUGAAUAAGAUACCAGAGAGGAAUUUGGAAACAGUAUUGUCGCAGUCAGUGCAAUCUAUUCCUUUGUAUCUCAUGCCACGGCCAAAUUCAGUAGCAGCCACCAGCUCUGCCCACUUGGAGGACCUUGCUUACCUGGAUGAACAGAGACAUACACCUUUGAGAACUUCUCUUCGAAUGCCAAGACAGAGUAUGGGUGGUGCUCGUACACAGCAGGACUUAAGAGUUCGCUUUGCACCUUAUAGGCCUCCAGAUAUCUCCCUGAAACCGCUCCUCUUUGAAGUACCCAGCAUCACUACAGAGUCGGUGUUUGUUGGCCGGGAUUGGGUUUUCCACGAAAUAGAUGCUCAACUGCAGAGUUCAGACGCCAGCGUGAACCAAGGAGUAGUGAUUGUGGGAAACAUUGGGUUUGGCAAAACCGCCAUCAUCUCUAGACUGGUGGCCCUCAGCUGCCAUGGUACGCGGAUGAGACAGAUCGCCUCAGACAGCCCACAUGCCUCCCCUAAACAUGCGGAUGCCAACAGAGAGCUGCCACUCACACAGCCACCUUCAGCCCACUCCUCCAUCACCAGUGGAAGCUGCCCAGGAACUCCAGAAAUGCGUAGGCGGCAGGAGGAGGCCAUGCGAAGACUCGCCGCACAGGUGGUGGCGUAUCAUUACUGCCAGGCAGACAACGCCUACACCUGCCUGGUGCCCGAGCUCGUCCACAACGUCGCAGCCCUGCUCUGCCGCUCUCCACAGCUGGCAGCCUACCGGGAGCAGCUUCUCCGGCAGCCACACCUACAGAGCAUGCUGAGCCUUCGCUCCUGUGUGCAGGACCCCCUGGCCUCCUUCCGGAGGGGCGUGCUGGAGCCCCUAGAGAGUCUCCACAGAGAGAGAAAAAUCCCAGAUGAAGAUUUCAUCAUUUUAAUUGAUGGAUUAAAUGAAGCAGAAUUUCACAAACCGGAUUACGGGGAUACAAUUGUAUCAUUUCUGAGUAAAAUGAUUGGAAAAUUUCCUUCUUGGCUCAAACUAAUUGUAACAGUUAGGACCAGUUUACAGGAAAUCACCAAGCUGCUGCCUUUCCACAGGAUUUUUUUGGAUCACCUGGAAGAGAAUGAAGCCAUAGACCAGGACCUGCAGGCUUACAUCCUGCACCGGAUACACAGCAGCGCCGAAAUCCAGAGCAACAUCUCACUCAAUGGCAAAAUGGACAACACUGCCUUUGGCAAACUCAGCUCUCAUCUCAAAACCCUCAGCCAAGGGUCCUACCUAUACCUGAAACUCACAUUUGACCUCAUAGAAAAAGGCUACCUAGUGUUAAAGAGCUCUAGCUAUAAAGUAGUUCCUGUCUCGCUCUCAGAGGUCUACUUACUGCAGUGCAACAUGAAAUUCCCAACCCAGUCUUCCUUUGACCGGGUGAUGCCUCUCCUGAAUGUGGCAGUGGCCUCGCUCCACCCACUGACUGAUGAGCACAUCUUCCAGGCCAUCAAUGCUGGUAGCAUUGAAGGCACUCUGGAGUGGGAGGAUUUUCAACAGAGAAUGGAGAACCUCUCCAUGUUCCUGAUCAAGCGCAGAGACAUGACGCGUAUGUUUGUGCAUCCUUCUUUUCGCGAAUGGCUUAUCUGGAGAGAAGAAGGAGAGAAGACCAAAUUUCUAUGUGAUCCCAGGAGUGGUCACACAUUACUUGCCUUCUGGUUUUCUCGUCAAGAGGGAAAACUAAACCGACAGCAGACUAUUGAACUGGGACAUCACAUCCUCAAAGCACACAUUUUUAAGGGUUUGAGUAAAAAAGUUGGUGUGUCGUCGUCCAUCCUCCAAGGUCUCUGGAUCUCCUAUAGCACAGAAGGCCUUUCCAUGGCGCUGGCAUCUUUACGCAAUCUCUACACUCCGAAUAUAAAGGUCAGCCGACUGCUGAUCUUGGGAGGUGCCAACAUCAAUUACCGGACAGAGGUCUUAAACAAUGCUCCAAUUCUCUGUGUUCAGUCUCAUCUGGGCUACACAGAAAUGGUGGCCCUGCUGUUAGAGUUUGGGGCCAACGUGGAUGCCUCUUCUGAAAGCGGCCUCACACCCCUGGGAUACGCCGCCGCAGCAGGAUGCCUGGGCAUUGUGGUACUGCUGUGCAAGAGACGGGCCAAGGUGGACCACUUGGAUAAGAAUGGACAGUGUGCUCUGGUCCAUGCUGCCCUCCGAGGACACCUGGAGGUUGUCAAAUUUCUGAUUCAGUGCGACUGGACGAUGGCUGGUCAGCAGCAAGGGGUGUUCAGGAAGAGCCACGCCAUCCAGCAGGCCCUCAUUGCCGCAGCCAGCAUGGGCUACACCGAGAUUGUCUCCUACCUGCUUGAUCUUCCAGAAAAAGAUGAAGAGGAAGUGGAGCGAGCACAGAUCAACAGCUUCGACAGCCUCUGGGGAGAGACAGCCCUGACAGCUGCGGCCGGAAGAGGCAAACUGGAGGUGUGCCGUCUGCUGUUGGAACAAGGGGCAGCAGUGGCUCAGCCAAACCGCCGAGGGGCCGUGCCGCUGCUCAGCACUGUCCGUCAGGGCCACUGGCAGAUCGUUGAUCUCUUACUCACCCACGGAGCUGAUGUCAACAUGGCAGACAAGCAGGGCCGCACUCCCCUGAUGAUGGCUGCUUCCGAAGGCCAUCUGGGCACUGUGGACUUUCUGCUUGCCCAAGGUGCCUCCAUUGCUCUGAUGGACAAGGAGGGGCUGACGGCCCUCAGCUGGGCAUGCCUGAAGGGCCACCUCUCGGUCGUACGUUCUCUGGUGGACAGCGGGGCUGCCACCGACCAUGCGGACAAGAACGGCCGCACCCCCCUGGAUCUGGCUGCUUUCUAUGGUGAUGCUGAAGUGGUGCAGUUCCUGGUGGAUCACGGGGCCAUGAUCGAGCACGUCGACUACAGCGGGAUGCGCCCCCUGGACAGGGCGGUGGGGUGCCGGAACACCUCUGUGGUCGUCACUCUUCUCAAGAAAGGAGCCAAGAUAGGUCCCGCCACGUGGGCGAUGGCCACCUCCAAGCCAGACAUCAUGAUCAUCCUGCUGAGCAAGCUGAUGGAGGAGGGGGACGUGUUCUACAAGAAAGGCAAAGUCAAGGAGGCUGCCCAGCGUUACCAGUAUGCCCUGAAGAAGUUCCCGAGGGAAGGCUUUGGCGAGGACUUGAAAACCUUCCGGGAGCUGAAGGUGUCUCUCCUCCUCAACCUGUCUCGAUGCCGCAGGAAGAUGAACGAUUUUGGAAUGGCGGAGGAAUUUGCUACUAAGGCCCUGGAGCUGAAACCGAAAUCUUACGAAGCUUACUAUGCGAGAGCAAGGGCAAAGCGCAGCAGCAGGCAGUUUGCCGCAGCUCUGGAGGACCUGAACGAGGCCAGCAAGCUCUGCCCGAACAACCGCGAGAUCCAGAGGCUGCUGCUGAGAGUGGAAGAGGAGUGCAGGCAGACGCAGCCGCCACCACCGCAGCUGCCGGAGGAAGCGGAGCUGGCGCCGCAGCAGGAGGACGCGUACUCGGUGCAGGACAUGCUCGAGGAGGCGUUUCUGGAGCAGGACAUGGAGAACAUGUCCGUCGGCCUCCAGACGGAGGCCCGGCCCGGCCAGGGGCUGCCUGCGCUCCCGAGCCCGCCGCCCUCCCCGCUGCUGCACUCGCAGAGCGUGGGCCUCCGCUUCUCGCCCUCCAGCACCAGCCUCUCGUCCACCUCCAGCCUGACGCCCACCUUCCGGCCGGCCGCCUCCGUCCAGCAGAUGGAGAUCCCGCUGAAGCCAGCCUACGAGCGGGCGUGUGACGAGCUGUCGCCCGUGUCUCCCACCCAGGGAGGCUACCCCAGCGAGCCCACCCGAUCCAGGACCACACCGUUCAUGGGGAUCAUAGACAAGACCGCCCGGACCCAGCAGUACCCCCAUCUCCACCAGCAGAGUCGGGCCUGGGCAGUGUCAUCCGUGGACGCCGUCCUCAGUCCCACGUCCCCGGGCAGCCCGCCGUCCGCCAUCAGCAACAUCGCCUUCUACAACAAGACCAACAACGCCCAGAACGGCCACCUGCUGGAGGAUGAGUGCUACAGCCCCCACGGGAUGCUGGCCAACGGCUCUCGUGGAGACCUCUUGGAGCGAGUCAGCCAGGCCGCCUCCUACCCCGACGUGAAGGUGGCGCGGACCCUCCCCGUGGCUCAGGCAUACCAGGACAACCUGUACAGGCAGCUGUCCCGAGACUCGCGGCAAGGGCAGACGUCCCCUAUCAAACCAAAGAGACCGUUUGUGGAGUCUAAUGUCUGAGCGGCGUGUGUGGGCGUGAGCCCGUGUGUUCCCACUGCCCUUCUUCAGGCCUGGUUUUCACAUCUGAAGGAGUUUUCUGGCUUAAUUUCUCAUGUCGUUUCUGUGGUGUUCAGAGGUGGCAGCCCCAUGCCGAGUCCUUUGCAUGCAGCCGACCAGGACUCUGGCCCGCGCCGGGACUCCGGGCCUCGUCCGUGCCAGCCACCCGGGCUCCCUCUUCAGACGCAGGAGGUCUUCGAGCCGUGUGCUUCAGCCAGGGCGGUCAGACCGCUGGUCAGCUUUUCCAGGAGACAAUCGCUUUCACUGAUGUUCCUGUUGUGUACAUGUCUUUUUCCUUUUUUAGAAAAAUAAGGUGUUCUCGUUGGUUUUCUCCUCUGAACUCUGGAAGGGGCGUGGCGCCCUUUUCCUCUGUACUCUGCCGGUGUCAUCCCUAUAGCCCGCCCCAGUGCAUCCGGGUGCCAUGGUCUCUCCCCAGACCCAGCACCCUGUCGGCACUGGGUCUAGAACAUUCAGGAGGGUUAUUGCCAGUCUUCCCAUUGGGGUGAAAGGGCCAGAAAGAAGACACGUCUGCUAAGUUGGAAGGAAACCCCAAUAUAGUUAUUUGAAAUGUCACUACCUUGAUUUUUCCAAGAGUCAUUUUAGGAAGAUUUAGAAAACUGCCAGCCCUUUAAAUAUUUCAGUCAGGAAAUUAGAUGAGAAUUGUGGGUAUUUUUAAAGAAUGCACUAAGAGUUAUUCUCCAGAUUUUUAGCCAACGAUUAACGACUAAAAGCUACUGAUUUUCCAGGGGUGGGAGAGGGCAUAGAGAGAGAAAGAAAAAGGGAAAUAACAGAGGGCAGAAAGAGAAAGAAAAAAUGGUUCUGGGUUCUCAGUGAAGGGGCAUAGAAACCUGUCUGGACGAAGGCUGCUGGCCGGGUCCCAGGUCAUCCCGCUGGCUGGCCGGUGCGAUCAUCUGUGGGUCGGAGUUUCCCCUAGAGUCAAGUUUGUUCUGCUGGCCUCCUCAUAAACGCAGAUGGCGCCGUAAA